This is a messenger RNA of Mytilus californianus (California mussel), 1120 nucleotides long. RefSeq lists its product as uncharacterized. Lineage: Eukaryota; Metazoa; Mollusca; Bivalvia; Mytilida; Mytilidae. Bases 98 to 856 code for a protein of 252 amino acids. The transcript is spliced from 3 exons. The record is from RefSeq and is a predicted model, not a curated record.
UUAUGAACGGAUCUGAAAUACACACAAAUGUUAGAAUCAGAAACAGUGCUGAAACUGUAACAGAGCUACAGUAUAAUUUUUUUUUCAAAGUUCAAAAAUGUACCGCUUGAUAAUCUCACUUGUUUUUCUCUUUGCCUGGACUUUAUGUGAAAUAAUCGUUAUUAAAAAACAAAAAGACAAAAUAUAUACAGGGCAUAUGCUGUUUGAACUAUCGAUGCCGAUGUGGUCAUUGUGUGCCCAAUUUUGCUCUAGAGUACAAUUAUGCAAAUCUAUAAACUUUAUAAUAUCGAACAAAACGUGUCAGAUAAAUGAUGCUGAACCUGGCGAAAGUAAUGGUGGUGAACUCAUUGAAAGUGCAGGAAAUAGCUUCGUUGCGGCUUCAACAUUCCCUGAGGAACUAGCUGGUCCAUGUAAAGGUCAUGGCUGUAAGUCUACUGAAGUGUGUAUGCCGCAGUCACCGACUUACUCUUGCAUCCCAUUAUUUGUGCAGUUUAAUGAAAACAGACAGCGUAAAAAGACUACAACAACUAAACCUGGACAAACUGAUAUACAAACUACAACAACUAAACCAGGACGAACUGAUAUGCAGACGUCAAUAACUAAUCCAGGACAAACUGAUAUUCAGACGACAACAACUAAGCCAAGGCAAACUGAUAUACAGACUACAACAACUAAACCAGGACAUACUGACAAACAAACUACAACAACUGAGCCAGGACAAACUGAUAUUCAGACGACAACAACUAAGCCAAGGCAAACUGAUAUACAGACUACAACAACUAAACCAGGACAUACUGACAAACAAACUACAACAACUGAGCCAGGACAAACUUAUAUGCAGAUUACAACAACUUAGUCAGGAAAAACUGACAAACAGACUACUGGAAGUUUGGUUGUACCUGUAGAUAAAUUAUCUUUCAUGGGAUAGCACAUCAUAAUUUUUACGGAGGUGUUGUUUACCAAGACCGGAAAUUUAGAUACAAUCCGGGCAAACUUAUCGAUCCUUUAAAUAAACUUAUUCUAAAAGGUUACCAAUUCAACACUUCAUUUAGAUCUUUGAAUAUUGUUUUUAUUUGUAUUAAUAUUGAUUUUGUUAUCAAUAAAUUAAAAUCAACCUAAA